Molecule: messenger RNA, 1069 nt
Organism: Ictalurus punctatus (channel catfish)
Lineage: Eukaryota; Metazoa; Chordata; Actinopteri; Siluriformes; Ictaluridae
Exons: 6
Coding region: 1-807 (268 amino acids)
Biological process (GO): response to bacterium
Source: RefSeq, a predicted model, not a curated record
AUGACUGGUUUUUGGAUUAUAACUUUGAUCUUCAACACCAUGUAUACAGUCCAACCUGGUAGACGCUGGGUUACUGCACAAUCCCUCACCGAGUCACCAGUUUAUCAGCCCGAUAAAGAGCUCAGUGUGAAUAUCGGAGACUCGGCUACUCUGCGGUGUUGUAUUUCUGAAAAGGAAUUUGGGAUGAUGGCCUGGUUUAAGCAAACAAACAGAGAAAAACCUCAACAUAUCAUCAAGUUCUUUAAGAUGUCUGAAGAAAUCUCUUAUAGUGGAAUUCACAAGUCUCGUCUUCAAAUAAAAAGAUCUUCAAACUGCUUCAAUAUGACCAUUUUAGACAUCAUUCAGUCUGAUGAAGCCAUGUACUACUGUGCACUAUUGAUGACUCACAACCCUGUGUUUGGAGAUGGAACUUAUUUAAAAGUUAAAGGUGAUCAUGUUACUAUUUCAUCAGAAACAUCUAAACCAGCUCUGUGUGAUAAUUCAGUGGUGUGUGAACCAACACUGCAUGGAAACAGCACUAACAUGAACACUCACGAGAAAACAGUGCUCGGUUUGGGAACGGCUUUGGGUUUGUGCGCACUUCUGAUUUUCGGUCUCAUUUAUUUCACACUGAGGAGAAGAAAAUUGAACACUUCUAUAGAAGAUUCUCCAGGAAUGAGGAAGGAAUCUGAAGCUGAAACAUUGCAUUAUUCAGCUUUGCAGUUCUCGAAGAGGAAAGCCAAAGACGAAAAAAAGAAAACUGGGUCAUUCGACGAGUGUGUAUACUCUGAUGUGAAGAAAACUGUAAGAUGUAACAUAAAUGAUUGAUGGUACACAUGGUGCGAUUAUGUUGCAAAAACAGUGAAAAUAUUUCAGCAAGUAAAAAUAUCUUGACUAUAGGAAAAUGUAUUUCUAAUUUAUCAUUACAGAAUUGUGAUAUAAUAACAAAAUAACUUUUACAGUUUAUUACCAGUUUUACAAAUGGUUGUUAAUUUCAAGCUUGAACUCAUCCUAUGUUGCUGACAGAUAAACUUAUUUCAACAAGAAAAUAAUAAAAAAAACACACGGAAAAGCCUAGAAAUAUAUUUGU